Messenger RNA from Trichogramma pretiosum, 5452 nucleotides. RefSeq names its product glycoprotein endo-alpha-1,2-mannosidase. The transcript is spliced from 5 exons. The record is from RefSeq and is a predicted model, not a curated record. Gene Ontology annotation, cellular component: Golgi apparatus. NCBI's taxonomy places the organism in Eukaryota, Metazoa, Arthropoda, Insecta, Hymenoptera, Trichogrammatidae. Gene Ontology annotation, molecular function: alpha-mannosidase activity. The coding region runs from base 916 to 2472 and encodes 518 amino acids.
GCCUCAUUACAAGUCUUUCGUGGCUUCGCUGUACCUUAUUAUACCUAUAUGCAACCCACUACUUACCGAGCCUUUAUACCCUUUGAUAGGGUAGUAAGUAUACUGACUUUUGAUAUAUAUUUGAUGUAUAUACCUAUAUGUAGAUCGCGAAAAAGUCAAGCCCCCCUUUGCGGUGCUCUCGCUCGGCGAAGUAAAAGCAAGUGCUGCGUUGCGCUGCGCUGUACCCGCCGCGACGGGGGUAGAUAUAGGAUACAGUUGCAGCAGGUAACAAGCGCUUGCGCGCGUCGACCAUACUCUGCACCACCACUACCACCACUGCCACUAGCACCGGAGCCCUGUAGUAUUAUCAUCACAAAAGUCUAUGGUAUAUCUCUCUCUCUCUCUUUCUGUGCAAUUUUCAGCAGUUAGAGAGCAGUCAGCAGCAGCAGCGGUAACAGUAACGGCGCAGCGCCAACAGCUACAGCAGUAGUAGCCAGCAACCCCCGCGAGUGCGUUGAGAAUAACAACGCCGCCGCGCAUCUCACACUUUGUGCGCAUUUUGCUCUCUCUCUCUCUCUUUCUGUGCGGUGCAGGGUGCGUUUUUUCUUAUCGCGCUGCGUUUUGUACGUAGAUAAAGCUUCGAAGCGUAACACGGCACAAACAUGCAUCACAGAUCGCCGGAAGUCUGUGGCGCGACGUCGCCCGUCGUAAUGAUCGUGUAAAAAGGUGUCAAGGAGUCAGGCGAUGAUUAUUCCCUCGUUAUUGAAGAUCAACUCGGAAACAAACAUGUAACGACGAAAAAAAAAAGAAAAGACGUGUGUCGCGCGCGCGCGUCCAAAGCUGUGCAGCUGUUGUGUGCAGGAUAUAUAUAUAUAUAUAAAUACAAAUAAUAAUACACUGCGUGCGUUGCGUAAAAAAAGGAGCUGAGGAUCCGACAUGAGGCUGUAUCUCGGCAACGUAGUGACCCUCGUGUCCGUGAGAAAAUGCUUCUACCUAUCGAGCGUCGUGCUCGUACUGUCGACGAUGAUGGCAGCCGUGAUCAUCGUCAAGCUGUCGCCCCUCGAGUCGGUCAAGUGUCAGCCGCAGGCCGUCACCGCCGCCGUCGAGUGGAACACGUUGGCCAAUAAUAACAACAAUAAUAUCAACAAUAAUCGUCGACACGGUAAUAAUAACAGAUUCUCGGCGAGACCGCCUUACGCCGCGGCGGCCACGAGCACCGAACAAAUGACGACGGAGAGGACGACGACCACGACGACCGAGCGCAGGAUCAAUUAUUUUGAAAGCAGACGCGAAAACAAUGAGAGGAGGUACAAAGAGAUGAGAGAAAAAAUGGUACAAAACAAGAUAGCUAGGAUGUCUAGAAAAAUGAGAAAUAAGGUAUUGCCACUGCUCAACAACAGUGGCGUUGUCGAACCCAACUAUAAUGUCCACAUAUUCUACUAUGCCUGGUAUCGCUCCAUGGAGUACGAUGGCUUCUGGAAGCACUGGAACCAUGACAUACUGCCCAAUUGGAAGAAAAACGACAAGAGAAUUUUUCCAGAGGGAGCACACAUGCCACCAGCCGAUAUAGGGGCUAAUUUUUAUCCUAACUUAGGUUGUUAUAGUUCACUGGAUCCACAAGUGAUAGAUUUACACAUGAGACAGCUGAGAGAUGCAGGCAUUGGUGUAGCUGUAGUGUCUUGGUCACCGCCAAGCAGUAUAGAUGACACGGACUCAAUAAUGCCAGAUAUACUGGAUGCAGCUCACAGAUAUCAACUGAAAAUUGCUCCUCACAUAGAACCUUAUCCUGGAAGAAAUCCAAUUAAUCUCAUGGAACACAUAAGAUACCUGCUGAACCAGUACGCGUCUCAUCCAGCCCUGUACAGAAUGAAGAGAGAGAGCGACGGAGCCGUCCUGCCGGUGAUGUACAUCUACGACUCGUACGUGUUCCCGUCGAGCGCCUGGUGGGAGCUGCUGUCGGACAGGGGCAAUCUCACACUGCGCGGCACCGAGCUCGACGCGAUCUACAUCGGCCUGCUGGUCGAGUCGGCCCACCGCAAUCACAUCAAGAAGUCGCACUUCGACGGCUUCUACACGUACUUCGGCAUCAACGGCUUCAGCUUCGGCAGCUCCUGGAAAAAUUGGCGAGAUCUCAACAAGUUCGCCAAUCAGAACGGGCUGCUCUUCAUUCCCAGUCUCGGGCCCGGAUACAUCGAUACUCAGAUAAGGCCAUGGAACGCGGAGAACACGCGACACCGUCGCCACGGCCAGUACUACGAGGUGGCCUGGCGCAGCGCCCUCAACAGCGGCGCCGGCAUGGUGUCGAUCACCUCGUUCAACGAGUGGCACGAGGGCACCCAGAUCGAGCCCGCCAAGCCCGCGAGCAAUCGGGACUUCACCUAUCUGGACUACGAGCCCGAGGGCUCGGACUUCUAUCUCAAUCUGACCAAGUGGUGGGUGCAGCAGUUCACCGAGAAGCUCGGCUACUAUUACGCCGCGUCGGCCCUCAGUUAGAUCGACCUUCUUCGAAAAGAGGAUGUACUAUAAAAAAAAAAGUGCGGAGCGCGCGUUUACGUAUGCCGCGCGGGGGUAAGUCGAUAUAACCAUUGUAUACACACAAACACACAUGUCAUCAGUCAGAAAAUACGUAUUAUUGCAUGCCAAGAGCGUGUCGUCGUCGUCGUUUUUCUCUUUCACGAACGUCUGACGAUAAUGGAGCGCUUUUCUCUCUUACGCGCGCGCGCGCGCGCCUCUCUCCUUGAUGGAUCGACGAGGUGGCAUUUUUGUUUUUUUUUCCUUUUACUCAAGGGUGCACGCGUUGACAUUAUUUUAUUACAGCAUGAAUCACUGAUUCAAUUUACUGCCAGUUUAUAUACAUAAAUAAAAAUCGAAUUUUUAAUUGUUUGUAUUCGUUAUUACGAGCUGUGUUCAACGAGAGACUCUGUGCAAUCGUAUCCGAUUGCCGUUUUAUAAAAAAAGAAAAUGAACCGACCGGUUUACGCUUAUUAAAUUUAAGUAUUUUUAUCGAUUGUUGUACAUAAUUUCAACUGGUACUUAUAUAUAUUUUUCCAACCAAAAUAAUAAGAAAGUAUACAUACGUUUUUCUCUCUCUCUCUCUCUCUCUCUCGCAAAUAUCAUUUUUAUCGGAUAUAAAAUGAUGCCGAAGCGCGUCGGCGGCAGCGCACAACUUUAUUUUAUUGAGAAAAACAAUAAGCGGAUAACGACUGAUGAAUCGGCUUUAAACUUUUGCGUCCGUACAUAACAAAAAGAAAAAGAUCCUAUUUGUAAUUAUAGAGAGUAAAGAAGAUUGUGUAAACGAGAGCGAUCGUGCGUGAAUUUAACCAAUGAUCGAUACGCAGGGAAGACCAAUUCGAGAGCGAUUUUAUUUAAAUUUACGUCUCAAAUAAACACAACACAGUAUUAUAUUUAUAGAAUUCUAAAACAAAAAAAACAUAUAUUAUAUAUAUUAUAAUAAAGCUCCAAUUGUAUUACCUGAUUAGCCUGACUAGAUUAAUUACGAAAGAUAUAACAAAUUUAAAAGUUUGUAUCGUAGGGGAGGAGCGAACAAUUUUUUAACUGAACGAUUUUAUCUUGUAGACGUAAUUAGAGUGAUAAUGAUAAUUAUGGAUCUUAUUAUGAAUUUGUAAAAAUGGAAAAAUUGUCAUUUUCUACGUGCUCUCUCGUAGCUCCUUUUUGAUUAUUCAAUAAUAAUUACAUUAAAAAUAAUAAUAAUAAUGGUAAUGAUAAUAAUAAUUGUUGAUACUUAAUGCAGUUCAAACGAAUUUUCAGCGUGUAUGCGCGUGUUACGAAGCAUAGAAGCGAAUGAAAAAAUAAAAGCCAAAGUACACGAGGUAUUAUAAAUGAAAUUUCAAAGGCGUAGAUGUAAAUCGCAGAUUUUUUCUAAAGGGCAGUAUCUUACGUUGGAAAAAAUAAUUUAUCGUACGAGUGCAUUGCUCUCCAACACGCACAUCAGCAUGACCGCGUACGUAAAACGCGGUUGGCUUUUUUUUCAACACGACCCGCGCCCGCGUAUAUAUGAAAACUCUUUACAUGCCCCACGGCAACUUUUCCCUCUCGCACGCGCGCGCUCGCAGUAAUCAUCGUGCCGCACAUAACAAGGUCUUUCAAUCGAUAAUUAUGAAAAAUAAUUUUUAAGUAAUGGGCAGCGAAGCGCGCGAUAAGUUUAAUUAUCGGCGCGGUUAAUUUUGAUGAACUUUCCACUUGCACGUGAUUUCUCGCUACGAUAUCGAUUUAUUAUAACAUUUUUUCGGAAUUAAAAUUAACAAAUAGAAAAGGUCGGUGGUGGUGGUGUCGCCCGGUGAAGCGAAGUAAAUAAUAAAUUUUUUAUAAUAAAAGUUUAAUCCUAUCGUAGAGUAAUGCGAGACGGUUUUACCUUUCGACCAAAACUGAUACAAUAAUAGUUGUUACGAUUUAUAGCUGUCUUCGAGGAAAAAAAAAAGUAAUCAACUUGAUUUGUAGUUGUUGCAUGGAUAUAAAUACGCAUUGAAUCUCGAGUUAUAAACUAAUAUGUAAUAUAAAGUAAAAUAUCGUGGGUAAUUUAUUACAUUAUAAUACUCCACGGUUCAUGAAAAAUUCAAGCUUUUUCAUUCGUCGAAUUGAAUAUGACGAGAUAAUAAACUGCAGCCGAACUAUACCUCAGAAGCGACCGAUUCUAAAAAGAACCUGCAUUAUGCAUACAUUCUCGCGCUUUAUCGAUAAUUUUGAGUGAUUUUACUGAGGUGCUCGUGUAACUAUAAACGGAGUGGUGCUCAUUUUUAAAAAUAAAUGUUAUAAACUCUAACGAUUCCUUGCCCCGAUGGUCGUGUACUUGGUAUAGUUCGGCGAAUUCUCGAUUUUUUAUCGCUAUAUAAUUGUAGUUAAUGAAAUCUUGUGCGUAAAAUACGUAUUGUACAUUUGAAAUAUGAGUGCAGGCGAUGUUGUUUUGAAAAUCGCGUGCUGUUAUAAAAUUAAUAUUCCUAGACAAUAACCUCAUUGCUCCCUUUUUCCCUGUCCUAAUGCAGUCACAGGGUAUACCGCAUACACACAAUAUAAAAAAAAUUUGAGCUGUCAAGCCGGCGUUCUAUUAUUAUAAAUAAUAUUAAUAAAGUUAAAAACUUUUCUCUCUUGUAUGAAUAAUACAAUUUUUAGGAUAUAAUUAAUCGUACGUUCGCGAAAAAAAAACAAUUAGCGAGGUUUAACAGUAUUUGAAUGAUGCUAGUCAGAUUAUGAUAACGUGGGAGAUGAUAGGAUCUGUGAAAAUACAUGUUAGACUUUUUUAACUAUCUCUCCAAUCCGGAAUCAAAGUAUUAUUAUGUAAAAUAUUUAAUCUCGUCGAUACGAAUGAAUAAUGGUAAUAUUGUCAAUGAAUGUUUAAUUACAUCGGUGCGAAAAUUUUUCGCAAGAGAAGAGUCACUUUUUCUUCCUACGAUGUGACUGUUCAUAGAUUGACUUCAGUUAACUUGACUUAAAAAUUCUUCGAUUAUAUUUUAUUAGA